AUGGUGGCGGGCGUUGUGUUCCAGCAACGGCACACGAGCGACUCGCAGGUGAACACGCGGCUGUCGAAGGUGCUGCGCGGCGGGCGGCUGGCGGAGGAGCGCUGGGCCGAGGUGCAGGUGGGCGACGUGAUCCGCAUGGAGAACGACCAGUUCGUGGCCGCGGACGUGUUGCUGCUCUCCACCUCCGAGCCCAACGGGCUCUGCUUCAUCGAGACCGCGGAGCUCGACGGAGAAACAAAUUUGAAAUGCCGUCAGUGCCUACCAGAAACUGCAGAAAUGGGACAGAAUGACUCCCUUCUUGGAACGUUUGAUGGAGAAAUAGCAUGUGAGACACCGAACAAUCUUCUUAACAAAUUUGAAGGAGCAUUAGCGUGGAAGCAGAAAAGGUUUCCAUUGGACAAUGAUAAAAUUUUAUUGCGGGGUUGCAUCUUGCGCAAUACACAGUGGUGCUAUGGUGUUGUUAUAUUUGCUGGAAAGGACACCAAGCUCAUGCAGAAUUCUGGAAAAACUAAGUUCAAACGCACAAGCAUUGAUAGGUUGCUGAAUUUCAUAAUUAUAGGGAUUGUAUUUUUUCUACUGUCCAUGUGCCUGUUUUGUAUGAUUGCUUGCGGCAUUUGGGAGACCCUGACAGGCCAAUAUUUCCAAGUGUACCUCCCAUGGGACAAGUUAGUUCCUAGUGAGCCACUAGGUGGGGCAACUGUCAUAGCACUUUUAGUCUUCUUUUCUUAUGCCAUUGUUCUUAAUACCGUGGUGCCUAUAUCUCUGUAUGUGAGUGUGGAAGUGAUUCGAUUUGCUCAGAGUUUUCUCAUCAAUUGGGAUGAAAAGAUGUAUUAUGAGAAAACUGGUACAGCUGCAAAAGCACGGACAACAACCUUAAAUGAAGAGCUUGGGCAAAUUGAAUAUGUAUUCUCGGAUAAAACUGGGACAUUAACUCAGAAUAUAAUGACCUUCAACAAGUGUUCCAUUGCGGGAAAAGUCUAUGGAGAUAUCAUAGAUGAAACUACAAAUGAAAUUUUGGAGGUCACUGAGAAUACUCCUACAGUAGACUUCUCAGGAAAUCCAAACUAUGAACCAGAUUUUAAGUUUUAUGAUGGAACUCUGUUGGAUGCUGUGAGGCAAAACAACACAGAUGUUCACAAUUUUUUUCGUUUAUUAGCCUUGUGCCACACAGUAAUGCCUGAGGAAAGGAACAAUAAACUUGAAUAUCAAGCACAGUCCCCAGAUGAAUCUGCUUUGGUGUCUGCGGCACGGAACUUUGGAUUUGUGUUCAAAGAAAGAAGCCCUAACAGCAUAACAAUAGAGGUAAAUGGUCAAAAAGAGAUGUAUGAACUUUUGUGCAUUUUGGACUUCAAUAAUGUGAGAAAAAGAAUGUCCGUGAUUCUGAGAAGAAAAGGUCAGUUACGUCUUUACUGCAAAGGAGCUGACAAUGUUAUUUAUGAGAGAUUAAAAGAAGAUAGAGGUGAUAUGAAAAGUAAAACUCAGGAACAUUUGAAUAAGUUUGCAGGUGAAGGCCUGCGUACACUGUGCCUUGCAGUUCGCGAUUUGGAUGAAGUGUUUUUUAACAAUUGGAAGCAUCGGCAUCAAGAAGCUGCUCUGUCCCUCCAAAACCGUGAUGAAAAGCUUGAUGCAAUAUAUGAAGAAAUAGAAAGAGAUAUGACUCUACUAGGAGCUACAGCAAUAGAAGAUAAAUUGCAAGAUGGAGUACCUCAAACAAUAGCAAACCUUGCUCUAGCAGGAAUUAAAAUAUGGGUGUUGACUGGAGACAAACAAGUGAAUCUGAGUACCAACGUGGUCAGAGCAUCGACGAUUCAGAAAAUGGAAGUUCAUUUGCUCUUGUGAUUAAUGGACAUUCUUUGGUGCAUGCUUUGCACCCUCAGCUGGAGAAGUUGUUUUUAGAUGUUGCAAGUCAGUGUAAAUCCGUCAUCUGUUGCCGAGUGACUCCUCUUCAAAAGGCAAUGGUAGUUGAAUUAAUAAAGAAAAAUAAGAAAGCGAGAACAUUAGCAAUUGGUGAUGGAGCUAAUGAUGUAUCAAUGAUCAAAGCUGCGCACAUCGGAGUCGGAGUGAGUGGCCAGGAGGGGAUGCAGGCUGUCUUGGCCUCAGACUACUCAAUAGCCCAGUUUCGCUUUCUGGAACGACUCCUCCUUGUACAUGGUCGUUGGUCAUAUUAUCGCAUGUGCAAGUUCCUCAGAUACUUCUUUUAUAAAAAUUUUGCUUUUACUCUUUGCCAUUUUUGGUUUGCCUUCUUUUGUGGAUUUAGUGCUCAGACUGUGUUUGAUCCCUUUUUCAUCUCUGUUUACAAUUUGUUCUACACGUCAUGCCCUGUCUUAGCGCUGGGUAUAUUUGACCAAGAUGUAAAUGAUCGUUAUAGUAUUAUGUAUCCAAGAUUGUAUUCUCCUGGUCAUUUUGACCUGCUUUUCAACAAAAAGGAAUUUCUGAGGAGUGCUCUGCAUGGAUUUUUCACAUCCUGUGUAUUAUUUCUCAUUCCAUAUGGCACUUAUAAAGAUGGAGUGUCUCCCAAAGGCCAUGUUCUCUCAGACCACAUGCUGCUUGGAAGUGUGGUAGCAACUAUUUUAGUAAUAGUUGUGACUGCUCAGAUCGCCAUGGACACCUCCUAUUGGACUAUGUUCAACCAUGUGACAGUAUGGGGCUCAUUGACUUUUUACUUUGCCCUUCAGUUCUUUUACAAUUUUGUUAUUCAUGGUGCUUAUGUGGGUUCACUAAGUAAGGCAAUGAGUGAAGCCACCUUCUGGUUUACGACAGUGCUCACGGUCACAGUGCUAAUGAUCCCGGUGCUGGCUUGGCGGUUUUAUUUUGUUGAUGUGAAACCGACUCUGUCUGAUCGUGUGAGACUGAAGCAAAGGCUGGCCCAACUCAGAUCCAGGCAGUCGCAAGAUGUUUUACGAACUCCAUCAGCGCGGCGCACACGUCGUUCUAUCAGAUCUGGUUAUGCAUUUGCACAUCAAGAGGGAUUCGGUCGCCUUAUUACAUCAGGAAAAAUUAUGCGAAAACUCCCACGUUCAAAUGGAGGAGACUUUUUCUUCCCUUCGUUUAGCAACCAUGGUGGUCCUUCGAAUCUCGGUGGUGUUCCGACUCACAUGGAAUGAUCGGAUGUAGUUACUUACUUGCUUGCAGGAACAAGUUUCAAAACGAGUGAAUAUGUGUGGAACUGCCUAGUAUACAGUUAUUUAAACGGAGUGGAUUACUGUUGAGAAAUAAGUCUACUAAAACUGGCCUUUCAUCUAUGUUUCCUUUUUUGAUUUGUUUUAUUUAUACUCGUUUCUAUAAGAGCUAAUUUGAAAAGUAUCUCCUGUAAGAUAAAAGAAAAUACAAUGGUGCAAAACAAUUGAAAAUAACUGUGCAACACUAUUACUUGUAUUUUGUGUUGAUGGAUGAUUAUUUGUAAGUGCAUAUCAUGUAGUGAGAAAAGAGCAUGUGUGUAUGCAAAAAUAUACCAAAUAAUUUUUGCAAGUUUCGUUGUCAAUGAGAAAAUAUUUUUCUGUAUCAAUUGCAGAAGGAUUGUCCUUUUGUAUUUUAAAUGAAUGUCUGCAGUAUAUAAUAUUUAGAAAGCCAAUUUCUUUUUCAUAUUUUAAAUGUCUGAAACUUGCAAAUUGCUUUCUGUAUUUCCUGUAGUCAUUUUUAUUGAUAAUUCAAUUUUUAGUGGCCUUCGUGGAAUUGGUGUUGCAUUUACUGUGUUGGAAUGUGGCAAGUGAUUUCUCUCUAAACAGGAAAAAGGCUUUAUCCAGUUUCUGCCUGCCGCCGCCCUGGAAAUUAAGACUGUAUAGUACAGUAGUAGUUCCUAACUCUCAAUGUUAAUGUAAUACAGGAAGUAGUCAAAUAAAAAUGUAAGGUCACAAUAUUUUUUUAUCUCUUGCAUAUUUAACUUGAGUAACCAGUAUUAGCAAAAAAUAAUGUACAAAUGUGUAAGAAACGUGCAAUGAAAUAUUUGCUAUGGCAAAGAAUACAUUUUUUACUAAGAUUUCAGAAGAAAAAAGAAAAAAAGAAUUGUUAAAGAUCUGGGGCACAAAAAGCUAUGCAAGUAAUUGCAAUGGGUUUGUGGAAAAUUAGUGUUGCAUAUAUUACAAAUAUUAACUUUGUUCUGUAUUUUGCCAAGAAUUUGAAAAAGAUUGGUGACAGUGUUUCCAACACUUGUUUUGUGCUCAUAAAUGCAUUAGAAAUAAAAGAAUUCCAUUACAUGAUACUUAGUAUAAAAUGUUUAGAAAAUUUGAAGAUGAAGUUUAUGAGAAAUUAAGUAUUCUUUCACAAUUCAUUUGUACUCCCAAGAAAUGAUUUGUAUGUUGAUAAGUGUUAUUGUUAUAGUGAUAAAUUGAUCAAUUGACAAUCUUUCUAUCUAAACAAAGAACGACUUUCUUCUUUUGAGUGAUUAAUAUGGAUGAUGUGACUAAUAUCAUCUGACAUGAUAUUUUUAUAGGCUAGAGAUGGAACUGUGUACUACCAUUAAUAGUCUAAUGUAUACUGUAAAAUGCUUUAUAUUUUUCAACUGAUUUUAAAUAAUAAUAAUAAUAAUAAAAUAAAUGUUGAGUCAAAGAAAAAUUUAUAAUAUUGAAGAUGGAUGAUUAGAUCUUUCAUAUUAUUUCAAAAAAUGUAGAGAAAUGAACUUCUCUGUGUGGUGAGGUAUUCAUUGCAGAAUAAUGUUGUGAGAAAAAAGUGUGUCGAAACGAAUAAUGCUCUGAAAAUAUUUUAAUGAUGAUUUUGAGAAAGGUAUGUACUCAUCUAUAUAGUUUUAUAUUUGUUCUGUUGACAGUAUUUCGUCUUAAAAAAACAUUAAAUUGCUAUUGUCUUGAUAAUAUUAAAAUAAACUCAAAUUUUCUCUCUGCCACAAUUAAGUUUGACAUGUAAUUUGAAGCGAUGCGAAUUUGUAUACAAAAUUUUGUGAUAUAUUGUACAGUAAAUGGAACAAUUGUGUAUGCUACCACAAUAUGAAAAUGGUUCUCAAAUUAAUUCCCUUAAGAUCAUUUAUGCAUUAAUCAAGUGUAAAUUCCUGUACUUAGUUUUGGUUAAUAUACUCGGACACUUUCAUUUUGUACUGGAACCUUUUUAAGAGUAAUUAUUUGGUGUUAGUGCUUCUUCUCUGCUGUCCAUUUUUUCACAGGAUGGAAUUCUGUGAACUUGCCCUUUGGCUCCCAAAUGUGUGGAUUUGCUUAAUUAAAGUAUUUUUAAGAGUUGAAUAAUCUAUACAAAAAUCUUUUUUGACAAUGCAUUCAAAUAUAACUUAACAUCUCAGUGUUAUUAAUAUGGCAUACUGAAGGUAUUAUUCUAGAAUAUAAUUUUGAUGAUUGGGAAUCCAUUUUAUUGUGACUGUUCUGUUUUGAAACCUAAGAACUACAUUUUUUCUUCUGCUGUGUAUCUAUUGAACAUCAGAUGCAUCAUAUGAACUAAAUCAAGAAUCUGCUAGAAAUUAAAACCACUUUUUCAAAAUCUGCAUGGAAGUCUUGUUCACAUUAUUUCCAUCUUUGAUUUAUUCAGUGACAUGCAGAGAAAGGAUGAGGAUCCAAAUUCCUUGUCUUAUUGAGGAUACUUUACAAAUUCUAUAAUUAUGUAUUUGAUAAAAACAUUUCACCAACUUAAUUGCAAAACCUCCUGGUCUAUUAUAUUAAUUAGCAAAAAAAUUUUGGAGCAAUAGUAAAUAAUUAAGUUACUGGUUUAUUGUUUCUGAGAAAAUUUUUGGAGUAAAGUUUUUGCUUUUUUAUUUGCCCUUUCUUAGUUUGAAAAGUUACUGUACUUUUUGAUUUGGCAGUUUUAAUUUUUCUGCUCAGAAAGCAUUAAUGAAGAAAGGAAUUUCCUCUGGAGUUAUGUGCAUACCAUUAAGUCUCAUAGGUUGGAUCUGGAUGCGAGGUCUGUUUCUGGGACCAUCAAAGUUUUCAUAACACGUUGGUAAGGGUGUCUCUAAAGUUGGGUGGUUAUUGUAGAGAACUUGGAUACAAGAAACAUUAUGUUUCAACUUUUAUUUUAAAAUAAUUUGAUUUUUAUCCUGUUGCUUAUUCAUUGGUCAAUUAUGAGGAUGUAAUGAAGAAAUAUUCUUUAACAGAUGUCUUAAGUGCCUGGUGUGAAUUUUCUUAUAUCACCAAAUUACUUUUGAUAUCAUCAUCAUCAAAGCUGAGUGUCUUAAUAUACUAUUAAACUAAUAAAUCCUUGAAUAAGUUAUACUCAAUAAUGAAAACUCGUACAGUUGAAAAUUAAGUUUGUUUCCUUUCUUUUUUCUUUCUUCCUUUUUAUUAUUUGUAUGUAUGCAGUGCAUAUUGUGAUUGUACUUGGGGUAAUGACAAAAGCUGCUGCAAAUUUGAGGCUUAUGUGUUUUGCAUUUGCAAGUACCCCAUUUAAUUUAAGUGUUUAGGAAAUUUGAAGAUCUUUUGCUUUUAUAAUUGAUAGUGGUUAAAAUGUGUAAUAAUUGCUGUAUGUAGUAUGAUGCUGAUAGAUAUUUUUAUGUAGUAGUGUUUCCAGAAAUUACUAGCAGCAGAAAUUAUAUGAUUGCGGAACAUAGAAAAUGUGAUUUCUAGAAAAAUGAUUACGAAUUGCAUUCUUUUAUUAUUGUGAUUUUAUGUUGCAUUGUUAUUUAAAUUUUAUUUUCUUGAUGGAAAUUUCUCAGGAAUUCGAGAGUUAUAAAAUUAUUUCUGCUUUUUGUCUUAAUGAAACUGGAACUCUAAUAAUUGUUGUUGCUCUUGUUUUUGUUUCAAAUAUCACAUAUAGUUAUGGUUUUAUUAUGCUUAUAUAACAAAAAGAGGUAACAUUCUUGAAUGUGACCUUUAAAAUAAGUGUAAUGUACUUAGUUUUGUCUGCCUUGUAGAAUUAUUGAGCAAUAUAAGAUCAUGCAAAUCAGUUGUUCAGCGAAGGAGGUUUUUGAUGAAUAUUGGCACUUACAGUAAGAGGAAAAAUAUAAGUAUUUGUAUCUAGUUCUUGUAUUGAAGUUUCAUACUAAUUUUUACGUUGCCAGUAAAAAUCUGUGAUAACAUUUUUGUAUCCUGUUGUGUUCAAAUUUCAUUUUAAAGACCAUUCAAAGAUAUUCUAUUCCUUUAUAGAUUUCCCAUUUCAUAUUGCAAGCAGUUUUCACAAAUGUAAUGCAAAUUUAGAGUUAAUUUUGCAGUAAAAUCGACUGUUAUCAAAAGGACAUAAAACACAUGCAUAACUUGUAACAAGCAGUGAAAUCUUAAUUGUGCAGUACACAAAACAGGAUCCAAAAGUAUUUCUUUUACAUCUCCAAAUUGAAAUAUGUUACAGAAGCAUGUUUGUUACACAUUUUCAUUAAGUGCAAUGAAAAUAUAUAUAUUUUUUUUAUAACGUGGAACACCUUAUGCAGAUUGAUACCAAAAAAGGUGAUUUUUAAAAAGAAUACAUUUGGACAAUUUCUUCACCUGAUGAGUUUGCUACUUCACUGGAGCUUCACUCUUUUUUUAAGUGAAAUGUGCAAACUCAUUACAUUCUUUGUGAAUACAUAUCUGUGAAAAACACAAAAUUUAACAGUCGCUAUUGAAAAUUAAAUGAAAAAUUCUUUAGUAGUCAAGAAUCAACCGGAAAUGUCUUCAGGAAACAUUUCAGUGAUUACAUUGCUUCACAAAUUGGCAACUUUUAUUUAGGAAACCUGUUUUUAACUUUUGAAAAAUAAGAAACGAGUGUGAUAUGUUCAUCUCUGUACACUCUUGUUGUCAAUGAAAGUGAAAAUUUUCUCACCUCAAAAGAAUAUGCAAGGGAAAGGUUAUUAAUUAGUAACUCUGAAAAGCAUUACUGACAGUUUUUCCCUACACACCGCUUGCCCCAUUGAAAAACAUGAAACAAGUCUUAAAAUUAAACUUACAUCUAUAUACUUAGUUUGUUUUGAACAAAAAUGUAAGUGAAUAUAGAUUUGGAUAUUUUUUGUUUUAAUUCAUUCAAUUUUUGUGGGUUUUUUCAUUUCGUUUUUUAAUUAUUUUUUUUUUAUUAUUAUUAUUUAAUUUAUCAAAAGAAAACAGUUUAAUUCUUCAAUGUGCAAGACAAAUUCAAAAAAACAAUAUUUAACUUCAGUUAUAACGUAAUUCUUUAUUGUAGCCUUUUAUGUAAAUUUUUUCUUAUUUUAUUAUCAUAUAUAUAUUGGUUAAUCUUUAGUACAGA
Molecule: messenger RNA, 8100 nt
Organism: Gryllus bimaculatus (two-spotted cricket)
Lineage: Eukaryota; Metazoa; Arthropoda; Insecta; Orthoptera; Gryllidae
Source: the annotation of a GenBank genome assembly